Messenger RNA from Trichoderma reesei QM6a, 2166 nucleotides. RefSeq lists its product as uncharacterized. Lineage: Eukaryota; Fungi; Ascomycota; Sordariomycetes; Hypocreales; Hypocreaceae. The transcript is spliced from 7 exons. The coding region runs from base 1 to 2166 and encodes 721 amino acids. The record is from RefSeq and is a predicted model, not a curated record.
AUGGCCAGAGGACGAGAUUUCAUGCAUGGAGCGAGUCUCUGGGACUUCCUGCUAGCAAUCAGCGUCCUUCAGGGCGCCAGUCCACCCGCCCAGUUGCGCAGUUCCAGCCCUGCGUCUAGCUCACGCGACGGGGCUGAACGAGAGAGCCACGCAUUAAAUCGAAAAAAAGAAAGGGAACACUCGGACGGUACAGAUGCUCAAGGGCAAGUACAUGCAUGGGGACUUGUACCUUUUCUUUGCCAGGGCGUGCGCGCUUUUAGCCAUUGGCCGCCCUGCACUGAUAUGGAGACUGCAAGUAGAGAGUACGGCCGUGUAAGCCGAGCAACAGCGAAGAGACUCGUGUACAGAGAACCGGCAAACGCUCGCCGCUCGCCGUUGGUUUGCGCGAUGCCUGAGCCGUCGUACCCGCACCACUUACACCGCUACGGCAGCUGCACAAAAGUAAACAUAAUCGCUCUUGGCCCCCCCGGCCGGGGCGUCCGAUCCUCGAUGCCGCCGUUGAUACGAGAGCACGCUCCCCCCUCCUAUCACGACGUCUCCAACCACGGCCCGCGCGUCCAGCUGCCCAUUGGCGAGCUCUUGUCGCUGGCCCUCGACGGCCGCUGCGUCUACUCGGCCACCAACCCGUCGCUCGUCUACUACGAGCUCAGCGCCGCCCCCCUGCAGGCCACGUCGCUCAUCUACGUCGUGAAAAAGGUCAAGUACCGCCUCGUGCCGGGCAGCGGCGACUCGAGCGCCCGGCUGCGCACCCGCCAGGAUGACAUCUACCUCUUCCGCGAUGCCUACGUCAAGCUGUACGCGCCGGCGCCGCGGCGCGUCGUCAUCGACGGCCGGGCCAGCGACGCCCGGUGCUAUCGCGAGGUCAAGAUGGCGCCGGGCUUGAUGGGAUGGUCGGCGUGCUCUGCGCCGGGGCACUUUUCGGCCAGGACGGGGCUGGCUGAUCGCUGGCGGCAUCAGCACCAGGUGAUUUGGAAGGACGACAGCGGCCGCAUCGUUGCCAUGGAGGAUGCUGCGGCUGCGCCCCCGGCGGUAUCUGCAUCGGCCUCGGACACGGACAGCGCUGCGGCAGCAACAACAACAACAACAACAACAACAACAGCAGCAGCAGCGGCGGCGGCGGCGGCUUCCGUGCCGUGCUUGAAGCUGCUGCGCAUGCUGGACGAAAAGGACCUGGAUCUACUGGUGACAUGCUGGACGGCUCGUCUGUGGAAGCAGGCGCAAAAGUCGCUCGGCAGCUCUCCUCCCAUAGGGCGCUCUAGAGCUCUGGUGCGCCUGGGAGGCUGUUUGCGUGUCCGCGUCGAGAAUACCCAAGCCAAACGGACAAAAGCCGGGAUGCUGCCGACUCGGGAAGCUGUCGCCACCACUGGGAUACGCACUGGGACAUCAUCAAGACCAUUCCAUCACUUCUUGACGCCCUCAGGUCUCGGACUCAAGAUCAAGAGCUCUCCAUACAAGCCCCCUGGAGCCAGCAAGGAGAACAAUGACAAGAGAAUCGUUCCAUCACGCACAUCCUCCUCCAUACCGCUUCCACAGCUUCCCCCGUCUCCCCCAAGCGAGCCCGUUCCUAGACAGGUAUUCCCCAGAUAUAACGCAAUCACCUGGCCUGCCGACAAGGCGAACCGACUGCUACCUACCCAGUCGGGCAUCGUACCUCUACUUCCACGACACAGGAGAAACAGAGCUUACAGACAAGUAUCUACCCGUAACAGCGCAAUCGGUCAAGGGUCAGGGUGGGGAGGGGGGGGACAUCAAUUGGCUGGCCUGAGCCUGGUCCUGGUCCUGGUCCUGGCCCUGGGAUUCGCUCUCACAUCGCCGAGGAAGACAAGGCAAAUCAUCUUGCGUAUUAUGCGCGAAUUGAUGGGUCAGCUGCAGACAAAGUCCAUGGAGAUUUCUCGCGCCUCUGCGGCCCUGCGCCUUUGGUACCCAUCUUCAGGAGUUUUCCGAUUAAAGCCGCGGCGUAUUAGUAUGAUGAAGACGUCGAAAAAGGCAACUUUGCCCCCCUUUCGGCAUCAAGCAGCUCACAGCAUCGUUCUAAUACUGAUUCAAUACGAAAGUGCUAUGAUACGAUCCGGUAACGAUACAGCUCUCACCAGAGCCAGCACACAACAACUUCCACGGACAAAGACAAACCGCUCCAUCCCCCACAGCCCGUCAGAGCCGCGCUAG